Molecule: messenger RNA, 1315 nt
Organism: Ziziphus jujuba (common jujube)
Lineage: Eukaryota; Viridiplantae; Streptophyta; Magnoliopsida; Rosales; Rhamnaceae
Product: xyloglucan endotransglucosylase protein 1
Exons: 3
Coding region: 237-1139 (300 amino acids)
Biological process (GO): cell wall biogenesis; xyloglucan metabolic process
Cellular component (GO): apoplast; cell wall
Molecular function (GO): xyloglucan:xyloglucosyl transferase activity; hydrolase activity, hydrolyzing O-glycosyl compounds
Source: RefSeq, a predicted model, not a curated record
GUUUCCUAUGAUACUUCCCUUCUCACUAACAUACUUUGCAAACCUGUCUCCAGCUCUUAAUAAUUAAAUUCACAACUUGGGUUUUUUUUUUUUUAAUUUAUUUAUUUUGUUUUCGUUGAGACUAUAUAAAAGUUCUAAACCUUUCAAACUUCUACAUCAAACAAAAUUUAUAUCCAUCUUUCAUUCUCAAUUCAAACACUCUUCCCUAUUGUUUUCAAAAAGCGAAAAAAAGAAAAAUGGUGUCAACCUCCUGUAGGAAUAAUAUUUUGAAAGUGUUUGCGCUUUCUAUGUUUUUGGUAUUCAGUUCUUUACUUGUUGUUGCUUCUGCUGAUUUCUACCAAGACUUUGAUAUCACUUGGGGUGAUGGCCGUGGUAAGAUACUCGAAGGAGGCCAAUUGCUUACACUUUCACUUGACAAAGCUUCUGGUUCUGGUUUCCAAUCCAAACACGAGUACCUCUUCGGUAGAAUCGACAUGGAAAUCAAGCUUGUUGCUGGAAACUCAGCUGGCACUGUCACUGCAUAUUAUUUAUCUUCUCAAGGACCAACCCACGAUGAGAUCGAUUUCGAGUUCUUAGGAAACUUGUCCGGAGAUCCAUAUACACUCCAUACCAAUGUUUUCAGUCAAGGAAAAGGUAACAGAGAACAGCAAUUUCACCUCUGGUUUGAUCCUACAAAGGCCUUCCACACCUACUCUCUUGUCUGGAAUCCUCGACGUAUAAUAUUCUUGGUGGAUAACAUUCCUAUAAGAGUGUUCAACAACUUGGAAUCCCAUGGAGUUUCAUUUCCAGGCAACCAACCAAUGAGGAUUUACUCAAGUUUAUGGAAUGCAGACGACUGGGCAACCAGAGGUGGAUUGGUGAAAACUGAUUGGACAAAAGCUCCUUUCACAGCCUCUUACAGAAACUUCAAGGCCAGUGCUUGUAUUUGGUCACCUAAUUCUUCAUCAUCCUCUUGUUCCUCCAAGUCUACAGCUUCAGUGCAGGAUGGGAAUUCAUGGAUGAAUCAAGAACUGGAUGCUCCUGGAAGGAAUAGAAUCAGAUGGGUGCAGAGCAAUUUCAUGGUUUAUAACUACUGCACUGAUUUCAAAAGGUUUCCUCAAGGUCUUCCUCUUGAAUGCAGAAGAUCAAGGUUUCUUUAAAAGAAAAGACAGCAUAAAAAGUAGUUUUUUGGGUGCAUUUUGUUAAGAGUUGUUGAAAUUCUUUGUUCUUUAUAUAGAUAGAUAAAUGUGAUUUGAAAUUUGAUCGAUUCUUUAUUCAUUAUGCAAAUAUUGUGUCAAUUGUAAUCUCAAAUAAAUAAAUCUCGUCUUCAUUCUCA